CGCUGGGGUCCCCGCGCCGCUCGGCCGCGCUCCUGCCGCCGCCCGGGUGGGUGCCCCCAGACCGCUCACUUGAGCUGUCCCCGGUGGCGAAGGAGCUCCCCGCCCCCUCCUCCCGCGCCGUUCCCUCCCCUCUCCCUCCCCUUCUCUGCAACGCCUGCAUUAUUUUCCGCCCGCAGGGUCCGCGCGCACACCGCGGCCGCGGCGGGGGAGGUGACCCGGUGGGUGGGUGGGUGGCUGGGUGGGUGGCUGGCGGGGAGUAGAGCGUGCAAGUUGCAGGGAAGGGGUGCCAGCUCCUUGCGUGCUCUCCGUGCUCCCGGCUCCUCACUCCUUCCCCCUCCUCCUCGCCUCCUCCCUCCCCGCCCCCACCUCCUUCCUCCUCUCCGAAGGGCUGGUAACUUGUUGUGCGGAGCGAACGGCGACAACGACGGCGCGACGGAGGCACCAUCCGGGCGGGCAGCAUGGGCACGUCCGCGCGCUGGGCGCUGUGGCUGCUGCUCGCGCUGUGCUGGGCGCCCCGGGACAGCGGCGCCACUGCAAGCGGGAAGAAAGCCAAAUGUGAUAGCUCCCAAUUCCAGUGCACAAAUGGCCGCUGCAUCACCCUGCUGUGGAAAUGUGAUGGAGAUGAAGACUGUGCGGAUGGCAGCGAUGAGAAGAACUGCGUAAAGAAGACAUGUGCUGAGUCUGACUUCGUGUGCAAAAACGGCCAGUGUGUUCCUAACAGAUGGCAGUGUGAUGGGGACCCUGAUUGCGAAGAUGGUUCUGAUGAAAGCCCAGAACAGUGCCGCAACAUAACAUGUAGCGCAGAUGAGUUCACUUGCUCCAGUGGCCGCUGUGUCUCCAGGAACUUUGUGUGCAAUGGCCAGGAUGACUGUGACGAUGGCAGUGAUGAGCUGGACUGUGCUCCACCAACCUGUGGUGCCCACGAAUUCCAGUGCAGCACCUCUUCCUGCAUCCCCCUCAGCUGGGUGUGUGAUGAUGACGCAGACUGUUCCGACCAAUCAGAUGAGUCUCUUGAGCAGUGUGGCCGUCAGCCUGUGAUACAUACCAAAUGUCCCACCAGUGAGAUCCAGUGUGGCUCUGGCGAGUGCAUUCACAAAAAAUGGCGGUGUGACGGAGACCCUGAUUGCAAGGAUGGCAGCGAUGAGGUCAAUUGUCCUUCUCGAACCUGCAGACCUGACCAGUUUGAAUGUGAAGAUGGUAGCUGUAUCCAUGGCAGCAGGCAAUGCAAUGGCAUCCGGGACUGUGUUGAUGGCUCUGAUGAAGUCAACUGCAAAAACGUCAAUCAGUGCCUGGGCCCUGGAAAGUUCAAGUGCAGAAGUGGGGAAUGCUUAGACAUCAGCAAAGUAUGUGACCAGGAACAGGACUGCAGAGAUUGGAGUGACGAACCCCUGAAGGAAUGCCAUAUCAACGAAUGCUUGGUUAAUAACGGUGGCUGUUCUCAUAUCUGCAAAGACCUAGUUAUAGGCUAUGAAUGUGACUGUGCAGCUGGGUUUGAACUGAUAGAUAGGAAAACCUGUGGAGAUAUUGAUGAAUGCCAAAAUCCGGGGAUCUGCAGUCAAAUUUGUAUCAACUUAAAAGGCGGUUACAAGUGUGAAUGUAGUCGUGGCUAUCAAAUGGAUCUUGCCACUGGCGUGUGCAAGGCAGUAGGCAAAGAGCCAAGUCUGAUCUUCACUAAUCGAAGGGACAUCAGGAAGAUUGGACUAGAGAGAAAGGAAUACAUCCAACUUGUAGAACAACUGAGAAACACGGUGGCCCUCGAUGCUGACAUUGUAGCUCAGAAGCUAUUUUGGGCUGAUCUAAGCCAAAAGGCCAUCUUCAGUGCCUCAAUUGAUGACAAGGUUGGUAGACAUUUUAAAAUGAUCGACAAUGUCUAUAAUCCUGCAGCCAUUGCUGUUGAUUGGGUGUACAAGACCAUCUACUGGACUGAUGCGGCUUCUAAGACUAUUUCAGUAGCUACCCUAGAUGGAGCCAAGAGGAAGUUCCUGUUUAACUCUGAUUUGCGAGAGCCUGCCUCCAUAGCUGUGGAUCCGUUGUCUGGCUUUGUUUAUUGGUCAGACUGGGGCGAGCCAGCUAAAAUAGAAAAAGCAGGAAUGAACGGGUUUGAUAGACGGCCACUGGUGACGGAGGACAUCCAAUGGCCUAAUGGAAUUACGCUCGACCUUGUGAAAAGCCGCCUCUACUGGCUGGAUUCCAAGUUGCACAUGCUCUCUAGUGUGGACCUGAAUGGUCAAGAUCGUAGGAUAGUACUCAAGUCUCUGGAGUUCCUGGCUCAUCCUCUUGCACUCACCAUAUUUGAGGAUCGUGUCUACUGGAUAGAUGGAGAAAAUGAAGCAGUGUACGGUGCCAAUAAAUUCACUGGGUCAGAGCUGGCCACGCUAGUGAACAAUCUCAAUGAUGCCCAAGACAUCAUUGUCUACCAUGAACUCGUCCAGCCAUUAGGUAAAAAUUGGUGUGAAGAAGAUAUGGAGAAUGGAGGAUGUGAAUAUCUCUGCCUGCCAGCACCACAGAUCAAUGAUCACUCUCCAAAAUAUACCUGUUCCUGUCCCAAUGGGUACAAUCUUGAAGAAAAUGGACGAGAGUGUCAAAGUACUUCAACUCCUGUGACUUACAGUGAGACAAAAGAUAUCAACACAACAGACAUUCUACGAACUAGUGGACUGGUUCCUGGAGGGAUCAAUGUGACCACAGCAGUAUCAGAAGUCAGUGUUUCCCCAAAAGGGACUUCGGCUGCCUGGGCCAUUCUCCCUCUCUUGCUCUUAGUGAUGGCAGCCGUAGGUGGCUACUUGAUGUGGAGGAAUUGGCAACAUAAAAACAUGAAAAGCAUGAACUUUGACAAUCCAGUGUACUUGAAGACCACUGAAGAGGACCUCUCAAUAGACAUCGGUAGACACAGCGCUUCUGUAGGACACACGUACCCAGCAAUAUCAGUUGUAAGCACAGAUGAUGAUCUGGCUUGAGUUCUCAACAAGUCUUGAUCUAUGAGGUCUACAUCGGUAACACCCCACUCCGGAAUGGCAACAGAGCCAGCGCUGAAGUCUCUUUUUAUCUUCCUCCCAUCUGGAAGAACAUCAAGAUAUCUUUUCAUGGAUCAAGUUUGUGUACUUAAUCUUUUUUUUUUUACUUUUGUAAAUAUUCUUGGCCACAUUCUACUUCAGCUUUGGAUGUGGUUACCAAGUAUCUGUAACCCUUGAAUCCCUAGACAGUAUUGCCAUCUCUGGCCAAAUAUGCACUUUCCCUAGAAAGCCAUAUUCCAGCAAUGAACCUUGUGCUAUAGUGUCUCCCACCUGUACAUACACUGUAUAGGCCACCUGUACAUAUCCCAGAGAACAAUCACUAUUCUUAAGCACUUUGAAGAUAUUUCUAUGUAAAUUAUUGUAAACUUUUUCAAUGGUUGGGACAAUGGCAAUAGGAUAAAACGGGUUACUAAGAUGAAAUUGCCAAAAAAAAAAAUUUGUAACUAAUUUUGUACGUAUGAAUGAAAUCUUUGACCUCUGUAGAGGUUUGCAAAGACUGACUUCAAACUACUGUACUUUUUUUUUCAAGUGCUAAAAAAAUUAAACCAAGCAGCUUAACCAUGGUUUUGAUUAUUCCUCUAAGAUGAGCUUCUGGGAACAGUAGCGCCAAAUGUCCUAGACAUCUAAGCUAUAGUUAGCUCUUGAUGUUGUAAACCUAAGCCCAUAAUUGAACUAGUAUAUUUUACAACCAAGAACUAGCUAAACAAUUAGGUAUCAUUUAAUAUUUGUUCCCCCAAAUCUAUUACUUCCUUCCUUUUUCCCUUCCUUCCUUCCUUCCUUCCUUCCUUCCUUCCUUCCUUCCU
Messenger RNA from Arvicanthis niloticus (Nile rat), 3817 nucleotides. It is a transcript of the gene Vldlr, whose product is annotated as very low density lipoprotein receptor. Gene Ontology annotation, cellular component: plasma membrane; signaling receptor complex; apical plasma membrane. Gene Ontology annotation, biological process: receptor-mediated endocytosis. NCBI's taxonomy places the organism in Eukaryota, Metazoa, Chordata, Mammalia, Rodentia, Muridae. Gene Ontology annotation, molecular function: calcium ion binding; protein binding; hormone binding. The record is from RefSeq and is a predicted model, not a curated record.